Prorocentrum cordatum is the source of this 2742-nucleotide messenger RNA. NCBI's taxonomy places the organism in Eukaryota, Dinophyceae, Prorocentrales, Prorocentraceae. The record is from the annotation of a GenBank genome assembly.
AGGCGCCAGCCGCGGCACGCGGGCCGCCGGGGGCCGACCCGUCACGGCCUGGACCCGCUCGCACGUAAGAGUCCGACUGGACGGCGGUGAUUUCCGACCGAGCGGCCCACGGCCACCCGGCGCGCCCGAAGGACCUGCAGGGCCCGCCGUUCCCUGUGGAGGGUGGCAACCGCCGCGGCCCCACGCCUGGUCGGGGUGAACCAGGAGCAUGGACCCGCCCGCCUCGACAGCGGCGCCGCCGGCGCUCCCCAACGGCGCCGCCCACCGGAGCAACUGGCCGCUCUUCGACCUCACCGACGCCACGGCGCGGCUCGCCGCCGCCGCGGCCUCGGAGAGGUCGCCACAGUCGCCACCGCCCACCGCGCUCGGCGAUCCAGCGCUCUUCGCUGCCGCGGCCGAGGCGGCCGCGCUCGCCCUGCGGGCCGACUGGCGGGUCCCCCCAGCCGAGGAGAGGGAAAGCCGAUAUGACCCGCGAGCUCGGGGCGACAACGGGCUCGCCGACGCCGCGCCCGCCUCGCCAGCGCAAGGCGAAGACGCCGGCGGGCUCGCCGAGCCCCCUGCCCCAGAGCGGCCUUCCGCGGGCGCGGGCGUUACCGCACAGCCCAGCCAGCCCGCGCCGCAGGUCCCGCCGCGGCAUGUGCGUGUUGGGGGGGCCCGGGCCACGAACUGGGUGGGAGAGCUGCAGAACCGCGUAGCCCGCAAGCUGGGGAGGUCGGUGAAGACAGGCGAUAUCGAGUUUCCAGUGGAAGAGCUGACCCGCCCACGCAGGUCCGCCGCACGCGGCGGCGACAUGGAUGGCAAGAAGGGCGGGCGGGGCGGCAAGGGCGGCAGCGUGCGCCCCGACCCGAAGGCGGAUCCCAUUUGGUACCGGUGCAGGAUCAGGGUGCCAGAGCUCGGGGACCACCCCGAGAUGGUGGGGCCUGCGCAGCCGAGCAAGCGGGAGGCCAAACGGGCUGCCGCGGAAGCUGCCCUGACGGACCCAUUGGUCACAGCAUUUCUGCCCCCCAGGCCGCAGGCCAAUGCCCCUGCCAGCAGCUGCCGAGACGCGGAGGCCGUUGAGAGCACCGAGGAGGCGGACAUCCACUGGCAGGGAGAACUGCCCACCGAUUCGGCCGCCGCCAGCGGGCAGGGGGCCGCGGACUCGGCCGCUGCCGCGUCGCAGACGCGCCGCCAGGGGGCACUGCAAGCCGACGCGGCCGCCAGGAUGAACACCGUGGGCGAGCUGCAGGAGGCGGUGCAGAAGCUGAUGCGGCGCAGCGACGGCUGGAGCGGGGUGGUGAAGUACGUGGUGCGCCAGGACAAGUCGUUGAGGUACACGGCCACCGUGCACGUCUCCCACGCGGGGGGGACCCUCACCUUCACCAGCAGCCCCCACGUCAAGAAAAGGGACGCGAAGCGAGAGGCUGCAGAGGCUGCGUUCGCGGGUGGCACGCUGAUAGAAGUGGCCGCCAACGGGCCUCGCGGCGACGAUGACGUUGGCCCGGAGACCGACGGGGCUGCGGGAGACUCGCGCGAGGAGGAGAAGGAGAAGGAGAAGGAUAAGGAGGGAGACGGCAACUGGCUGGAGCCAGCCGAGAAGAGCAAUCUCUGCAAGUUGCAGGAGAGGCUGCAGGCCCACUUCGGCCGGUCGGUGGCCAAGGGGGACAUCGCCAUCUCAUACGAGACAGUGCGUGCGGGCAAGGGCCCCGACCACUUCGCAUGCACGGUCCGGGUCGACGCCCUGCCUGGCCAGCCCGCGCAUCGGGGCAAGGCUUGCGCCAACAAGCGCCAAGCCAAGGACUCAGCCGUAAGCGCGCUCUUAGAGGAGCUAGAGGCGUCUAGGGCGCUGCUCCCUAAGGAGUCCAGGCCCAAGGGGGUGGGGAGGAGACAGACCCAGCCGGCUUCCGAGGAGGCCGUCAAGAGCGAGGCUCCCGAGGAGGCAGUUGCCGCGGAGGGGCUGCGGAACCUGGAGAAGCCUGCCGAGGAGCCCGCCGAAGGGUGGUUCACACUGCCGCCUGGCUUCGCCAGGGCCGAGGAAGAGGCGAACCCGAAGUUCAACAAGAUGUCGCAGUUGAACGAGGAGGUGCAGAAGGCCCUCCGCCGCCUCAGCGUCGCCGACGACAUCAAGUACACGGUGACCGGCAACAACGCCGUCGGGUACACGGGCACCGUCUCCAUCCCCUCGAUCGAAGGCUGCCCGCCGGUCAGCGGCAUCGCCUGCCACAGCAAGCGGCUGGCGAGGCGCUCGGCCGCCGAGGCAGCGCUGCGGGACCCGGCCGUCCGGGGCGCGCUCGCCAGGGCGACGGCGCGGUCGGUGCGGCUCCAGCAGGCGCAGGCCGCCCACCCGCGGCCGCCAGGCCUGGACGGGCCCGAGGACUGGGCGGAGCCGGACGAGGACGAGGAGCAGGGCGAGGAGGAGCAUCAGGAACAGCCAGGCCCCGAAGCCGCGAGACCAGAGGCGCCGCCAGAGGCCAGGCAGGCGUUCAAGGCUGCGCUGUCGGCCCUGCCGCCCCUCUCGCGCGGGCCGUGGCCGCGGCUGUACUGACCCUGCCAGCCCCGCCCGCAUCCCGACAGGCUCACCCCGUGGGGGGGCACGCGCGGCGCCGAGCGGGCUCAGUGGCUCCGCAGCCCGAGCGGCCGGAGCCGCGCGCCCACAAUCGGUGGCGGCUCGCGCGGUGCGUGUCGGCGGGGCCGCCGCCCUGCUGUUCCAACGCGCGCUGGGCGUUGCUGCGGCUCGCGCCCUCCAAAAAAAGUCUUCAUGGG